AUGAAAUUCACCGACAUUUUACUAUUACUGACCGCGGCGGCAACCGCCAGUGCAAUACUGGUUACAGCUGAUGAAGAUGGCUCACUUCAAGAAUCAGGCACUUCUAGCCAAGUGUCUGUCCCGACUAACGAACCCAAUCCAAACACUAUCGACGAACACCAGCAACAAACAAUGAGUGGAUACGAAUCAGGAAGUACCAGUUCAAGUCAAAGGACUGUAUUAAGCAAAGAAGAUCGAAGAAAUCUUAACACAUUAAAGAGAAAACAUCAAGUGUCUCUAAGAAAAGAAAGGAAAAUAUGCGAUUAUUACUAUGACUAUCUAUCCAAGGGGCACAAACAAAAGUCAAGAUUAAGAAAUGGCGGAAAGAUAAGUGGACCAAAGCACAACUCAAGGAUUGAAAAGGCAAUGAGAUUACGAUGUGAAGUUGCAACUGAAGAAUCAAACAAUGCGGAACAAGAAUUAAAGGACUUUAUGCUAAAGCAUGGUUUGAAACCGAAAGGAGAGUCGGAUUCAGAUUCAGAUUGA
Molecule: messenger RNA, 525 nt
Organism: Batrachochytrium dendrobatidis JAM81
Lineage: Eukaryota; Fungi; Chytridiomycota; Chytridiomycetes; Rhizophydiales
Exons: 1
Coding region: 1-525 (174 amino acids)
Source: RefSeq, a predicted model, not a curated record